Messenger RNA from Fulvia fulva, 2196 nucleotides. RefSeq names its product Carboxypeptidase S1 A. The transcript has 2 exons. NCBI's taxonomy places the organism in Eukaryota, Fungi, Ascomycota, Dothideomycetes, Mycosphaerellales, Mycosphaerellaceae. The record is from RefSeq and is a predicted model, not a curated record. Gene Ontology annotation, biological process: proteolysis. Gene Ontology annotation, cellular component: fungal-type vacuole. Gene Ontology annotation, molecular function: serine-type carboxypeptidase activity. The coding region runs from base 1 to 2196 and encodes 731 amino acids.
AUGCACAGGAUGAUGAACCUAAUGGCCAAGCAGCUUCUCUCCUUACCGCCGGCCUUGCUGGCUGUCAUUCUCGCUACACCCUUCGCCAAUGCGCAAUACCCUCCGCCAGCCUCGUACCAGAACAUCCUCAAUUCCACCGUCAACCCGCGCAUCACAGUCGCCUACAAGCAGCCCACCAAUGGAACAUGUACAACCGCUUUCACGACGCAGAAGCAGUACACAGGCUACAUCGGGAUACCGCCCUAUACCCUCGCUCCUAUACAGCAGAACUACUCGAUCAACACGUUCUUCUGGUUCAUAGAAGCUCGACAAACACCGGAGACGGCGCCCUUGACCAUAUGGCUGAAUGGCGGGCCAGGGUCGAGCAGCAUGUUUGGGCUGUUCAAUGAGGUGGGACCGUGUGAGGUCGUGCAGAUGGCCGAUGGGAGCUAUGGAACACAAAUGCGCACCUUUGGCUGGGAUCGCGCAUCGAAUAUCCUCUUUAUCGAUCAGCCGAAUCAGGUCGGCUUCUCGUACGAUUCUGCCACCAAUGCAUCGCUGAACCUCUACACCAAGGACAUCUUUGAGCCAGCGACAGCACCAGUCGACGGCCUGCCGAGCUUCAUGUAUCAAAAUGGCACCUUCGGCACUGCGAACGAGAACGGCCAGACCUCAUACGCGACGACGGCCAACACGACACAGAUCGCUGCAAGGGCCACUUGGCACUUUCUGCAGACGUGGCUGUCCACGUUCAGCCAGUACAAUCCUGCUACGAGGCCGAAUAUCACCACUCCGAGCUCUGAUGACGAGCCUGCUGGCAUUAACUUGUUCAGCGAGUCUUAUGGAGGCAAGUACGGACCGGUCUUUGCGACAUACUUUGAGGAGCAGAACCAAGCAAUCACGAACGGUACCGCCGUGUCUGGCACGCUACCUAUCAAGGUCCAAUCAGUGGGCAUUAUGAAUGGACUGGUCGAUGACCUGAUACAGGACUACUACUAUCCUCGCUUCGCCUCUAAUAACACUUACGAUGUCUCCAUCAUCGACCAGACACUGGAGAUCAACGCAAUCAACAAUUACACCAGCCAGUGCGCGCCAGCGAUUAAGAGCUGUCGUGCUGCUAACGCCGAUAUUUACGGCGACAAUGUCGAAGCUAACAAGAUCUGCGAAAAUGCACAAUUUACAUGCAACAAUCUCACUGCACUGGCCGUCGGCGCUGGCUACAAUGUUUACGAUAUUCGUCAGAAGAUACCAACUCCCGAUCCAUCUGCUGCAUACCAGGAGUACCUAAAUCAGGCUUCCGUGCUUGAGGCAAUCGGUGCUCGUGUCAACUACACCGAGAGUAGCCCGUACGUGCAAGAAGGCUUCAUCUCUACAGGAGACACUAUCCGUGGAGGCAUGAUCGAGGAUCUCGCGGCCCUGCUGAAGCUUGGCGUUCGCGUGGCACUCAUUUAUGGAGAUGCUGACUACGCAUGUAACUGGUACGGAGGCCAGGCUAUUGCAUACGCCAUCGCCAAUGCUCUGCCGAGCUACCCCUGGCCAACCACCGUCUCGCCGGCUGGUGUUGGCGUUCCGGCACCUUAUGCCAGCGGCUUCGCAUCCGCCGGCUGGGCAGAGAUUGUGGUCAAUGACACAUAUGUCGGCGGUGCAGUCAAACAAUACGGUAACCUCAGCUUCAGCAGAGUCUAUGAUGCUGGCCACUUCGUCCCCUACUACCAACCGGAAACCGCUUUCCAGAUCUUCGCACGCGUCAUCAUGGGCAACGAACUGUCCACUGCAGCGGACGUGGACCUUGCAACCUACACUAGUAACGGGACUGCAAACUCCACGCAUACGAACAAAGUACCCUCAGCACCGGCAUCGACGUGCUGGGUGCGGAAUUGGGCCGACUCUUGCUCGGACGAUGACACUACUGCUAUGCAAGAUGGGAAGGGUGUGGUUGAGUACGGCGUCUACUACCAGGACUCCAAAGAUGUUGAGUUGCCCAGCGCCAGCGUGAAUGCGGGCAGGCCUGGAUCGCCCAUGACGACUACGUCGAGCGGGAGCACAACGGGAAAAUCUCACGCAUCGACGAUACCGCUGACGGGUGUGUACACGGCUACAGGGACGCCAAGUCCAACUGGUGCAGCAGUGAGGCCCUUGCCCGCAUUCGAUGUGGGCAUCAUUCCUGCAGUCGUGGUCGUGGUCGGCAUGAUGGCAGGGGCCUUAGUUAUGAUUUAG